GGGGAGAGGGUGCAAGUAUCUGGGCAGGGGGGGCCCUGUGUUUGGGCUUGGGGAAGAGAGGGUGCAGGUAUUUAGGAUGGGGCCAACACAUUCAAUUUGAUAGUUUCAAAGCCACUUAAGAGAUCUGGAUGCUCAGUUCCUAUCGAUGGGAGCUGGUAGUCCAAAUCCCUUUAUGGUAAAUUUACCCAGAAAAUGCAGGUGUGAUUGUAGCAUGGAUAGGCACACCCAUGGGCCAACAACCCGAGUAUAUAUCCAGGUCCUCUGCAGGCUUGUACUGGGACAGCCAGCCCACUUUGAACCCUGUGCUGCCACGUCUUCACUACUAUUGUUACUGGAGCUAGUAAGAUUAAAGAUAGGGUAGAUAUGCUUACCUGUGCUACACUCACACCUUCAUUUGCAGUGUAGAUGUCCCCUUAGACAGUUUUGAAAAUCUCAGCCUGAAAAAUUUCUGUUUUAGUCACUAAAACCUAUGAACAGAGGCACUUGUUCAUCCUUCUCAUGAUAAUAGGGGGGAGGAAGUAUUUUAAUUUAUCAUUAGAAUAGUAACUCAAAGUAAUUGCUAACUGUACCAUCCCCACUUUGUUCUAAAACAAGUGUCAAGUAUGAAAUGACAGAUGGACUUUUUGUAGACUUGCACCUCAGUCUUGCAAAGUCUUAGGACCAUGCUUAACAUAAAGCAUAUGGAUAGACUCAGUGACUUUCUAUUAGUCUUACAUAGAUUUCUCUCUGGUCUUCAGUCUUCAUUUGGCUUCCUCUUAAACAGUGUCUUGUUCAUUCUUUCUCUUUUCCUCCUGUGUUGCAUUAUCUCUCUCUACAAAGUACCUCAUGUUUUAGCUGCUUUUAGCAUUUAGUGCUUUCUUCAUUGUGCUUUCAAAUAUUGAUUCUUCAGUCAAUAGGUUACAACAUUUUUGUGCUAUUAUCAGAUAUGCUCAAGUUUGGCAGAGCUUGAAGUACUAUGUAAUCAGCUCUAUGAGGGGACUGAUCUAGCACAGCGGAUGCAAGCAGAGAAGGUGCUCUUGGAGCUUAUUGACAGCCCUGAAUGUCUCAGCCAGUGUCAACUUUUACUAGAACAAGGAACAACAUCCUAUGCUCAGCUUCUAGCAGCAACAUGCCUUUCCAAACUUGUAAGCAGAACAACUCCUUUACCCAUCGAACAAAGGAUUGACAUCAGGAAUUAUAUUCUGAACUACGUAGCCUCUCAACCCAAACUGGCUCCUUUUGUCAUCCAGGCUCUUGUUCAGGUGAUCGCUAAGAUUACAAAAUUAGGAUGGUUCGAGGUUCAAAAGGAUCAGCUCAUUUUCAGAGACAUUAUUGCUGAUGUAAAAAAAUUUUUACAGGCGACUGUGGACCAUUAUAUCAUAGGAGUGAUGAUCCUUUCAGAACUGACUCAGGAAAUGAACCUAGUUGAUUAUUCAAGACCUUCAGCAAAACAUCGUAAAAUAGCUACCUCAUUCCGUGACACGUCUUUAAAGGAUAUUUUGAUGCUGGCAUGCUCUCUUCUAAAGGAGUUAUUGGCAAAACCUUUAAACCUUCAGGAUCAACAACAACAAAGUUUGGCAAUGCAUCUCUUGAAACUUGUCCUCAACUGUCUUAACUUUGACUUCAUUGGCAAUUCAGCGGAUGAGUCCGCAGAUGAUUUAUGCACUGUACAGAUCCCAACAAAUUGGAGAACAAUCUUCCUAGAACCAGAGACCUUGGACUUGUUUUUUGAUUUGUAUCAUUCCCUUCCACCAGUGCUGUCGCAGUUGGCACUUUCCUGUUUGGUUCAGUUUGCCUCUACAAGAAGAUCUUUAUUUAGCAAUCCAGAACGUACCAAGUAUCUUGGGAAUCUAAUCAAAGGAGUGAAAAGAAUCCUUGAAAAUCCUCAGGGUUUAUCUGAUCCAGGUAACUACCAUGAGUUCUGUCGUUUUUUGGCUCGACUAAAGACAAACUACCAGUUGGGAGAACUAGUAAUGGUGAAGGAUUACUCAGAGGUUAUCAGAUUGAUAGCCAAUUUCACUAUUACUAGCUUACAGCACUGGGAGUUUGCUCCAAACAGUGUUCACUAUCUGCUAACUCUGUGGCAAAGAAUGGUAGCAUCGGUACCUUUUGUGAAAUCAACAGAACCACACCUCUUAGAUACAUAUGCACCAGAGAUCACAAAAGCAUACAUUACUUCUAGACUGGAAUCUGUUCCUGUAGUUAUAAGAGAUGGUUUGGAAGAUCCUCUGGAUGAUACAGCUACUGUAUUUCAGCAGCUGGAGCAACUCUGCACAGUCAGCAGGUGUGAAUAUGAAAAGACCUGUGCACUUCUUGUACAGUUGUUUGACCAAAAUGCACAAAACUACCAAAAGCUAUUGCAUUCUUCUAGUAGGAAUCCACUAGAAAUCACAGUCCAAGAAGGACGUCUGGCAUGGCUGGUGUAUCUUGUUGGUACUGUUGUAGGAGGAAGAUUAACUUACACCAGUACAGAUGAACAUGAUGCCAUGGAUGGAGAAUUGUCCUGUCGAGUUUUUCAGCUGAUAUCAUUGAUGGAUGCCCAGUUACCACGGUCUAGUAAUGAAAAAGUAGAACUCGCGAUUCUCUGGUUUUUGGAUCAAUUCCGUAAAACAUAUGUGGGGGAUCAGCUUCAGCGCACCUCAAAAGUGUAUGCCCGAAUGUCAGAAGUCUUAGGAAUAACAGAUGACAACCAUGUUCUAGAAACAUUUAUGGCAAAAAUUGUUACAAACCUUAAAUGUUGGGGAAGAUGCGAGCCUGUGAUUUCAAGAACUCUUCAGUUUCUAAAUGAUCUGUCUGUUGGUUAUAUUCUCUUAAAAAAACUUGUGAAAAUAGAUGCUGUGAAGUUCAUGCUUCAGAAUCACACAAGUAAACACUUUCCUUUUUUGGGAGUGAAUGAUAAUUACAGUCUCAGUGACCUUAGAUGCCGAACAACUUUCUACACUGCUCUCACUCGCCUGCUCAUGGUAGAUCUAGGUGAAGACGAGGAUGAGUUUGAGAAUUUCAUGCUACCCCUUACAGUUUCAUUUGAAACUGUAACUCAGAUAUUCAACAAUAGUUUUAAACAAGAGGAGGCAAAGCGUAUGUUGAUCGGGCUGGCAAGAGAUCUUCGAGGGAUUGCCUUUGCACUGAACACAAAGACCAGCUACACCAUGCUGUUUGACUGGAUAUACACAUCAUACCUUCCCAUUCUACAAAGAGCUAUUGAGCUGUGGUAUCGUGAAGCAGCAUGUACAACUCCUAUCUUGAAGCUUAUGGCAGAGCUUCUGCAAAACAGGUCACAACGUUUAAAUUUUGAUGUAUCAUCUCCUAAUGGAAUUCUUCUCUUCAGAGAGGCUAGUAAAAUGAUUUGCACUUAUGGUAAUCAGAUCCUGUCUCUUGGGACUCUGUCAAAAGAUCAGGUUUAUCCACUGAAACUCAAGGGCAUUUCCAUCUGCUAUUCUGCUCUCAAAUCUGCCUUAUGUGGAAAUUAUGUCAGCUUUGGCGUCUUCAAGUUGUAUGGGGACAACCACUUUGACAAUGUACUCCAGGCCUUUGUCAAAAUGCUGCUUUCAGUAUCCCACAGUGACUUGCUUCAAUAUCGAAAACUAAGUCAGUCAUAUUACCCGCUCUUGGAAUGUCUCACCCAGGAUCAUAUGAGUUUCAUUACCAGUUUAGAACCUCAUGUGCUAAUGUAUAUUCUUACCUCAAUAUCUGAAGGACUUACUGCACUGGAUACAAUUGUCUCCUCCAGCUGUUGUGCUAGUUUAGACUAUGUUGUUACCUACCUCUUCAAGCACAUAGCAAAGGAAGGCAAAAAACCAGUAAGAUGUAGAGAAAUAUCGCAGGAUGGACAAAGAUUACUGCACUUCAUGCAACAGAACCCUGAAGUACUGCAGCAGAUGAUGUCAAUUCUGAUGAACACCAUCAUUUUUGAGGAUUGCAGAAACCAGUGGUCUGUGUCCAGACCACUGCUAGGGCUUAUACUUCUCAAUGAGAAGUACUUCAGCGAAUUAAGGGCAAGCUUGAUAACCAGCCAGCCUGACAACAAACGAGAGGUCCUUGACCAGUGCUUUAGGAACCUAAUGGAAGGAGUGGAGCAAAACCUUUUGGUAAAGAACAGAGACAGAUUCACCCAGAACAUGUCAGUCUUUCGAAGAGACAUGGCUGAUGCCCUGCGCUGUGAAGGGGCUACGGAAGCCAGCAGUUUAGAUAUGAUGAGUUGAUGCUGAACUUGGAAACCAGCGCAUUGAAUAACAACAUAUAGACUUUGAAAGUUUUGGACCUCACCAUAUUGUUAGAUAGGAGUUGAAAACUUAUGAAAACUAUUUUUUUAAAUAACUUCUGCCUUUUUAUAUCUCUGGCCUAAAUGUAAGAAUUUAUAAAUGGCAAUGAUGUAAAAUCAGUCUUAGCUUAAAGAACGUUUUCAAACUUUCUUAUCAAAAUUUAUUAUCCCUGUUCUUAAACAUGUAUGAAAUGGUGUAGAAACAAUACUUACCCAAAGAACAAAAUAAACACCCAUUGCUUCUAAAUG
Molecule: messenger RNA, 4489 nt
Organism: Gopherus evgoodei (Goodes thornscrub tortoise)
Lineage: Eukaryota; Metazoa; Chordata; Testudines; Testudinidae
Gene: RANBP17
Product: RAN binding protein 17
Exons: 28
Coding region: 996-4181 (1061 amino acids)
Biological process (GO): protein export from nucleus
Cellular component (GO): nuclear pore; cytoplasm
Molecular function (GO): nuclear export signal receptor activity; small GTPase binding
Source: RefSeq, a predicted model, not a curated record